CGUCUCUCCCGGCAAUCCAACGGCCUACACCUCCUUUUCAAUCUCACCUCCACGAUUAAAUAGAUUCUCUCAAACUUUGGAUCGUUUACCCUCUUCCCUUUCUCUCCCUCUCUCUAUUUGCUGUACGUAUACACACAUAUGGUUUCUGUGUUUUCACUUUGAUAACCUCUGCUUCUUCUUCUGGGCUCGGAUAUGGCCGCUCCGCUCGAACCUUUACGACCCAUUAUUCACAGUCAAAUUUCCAUCAACUAUAAUCCUAAUCUCAAAUAUUUAUAUCAUCACAGUUUCUUGUGUAACAGAUACGGAGCGAUAAACACAAAUUUGUUUUCCUUCACGCUCAAUUCGACGUCGUGUCGAGCUCAAUCUAGGUCUUCGUUCGAAUUCUAUCCGAUAAAUCUCUGGGGAGUUUGUUCCAAGCUCCAAAAGCUCAGAGAUAGUGUCAGAGUUCGGGCCAAUAGUUCUUGUGAGCACGACACCGAUUCUGCUGAUAAAGGGGAAACGAAAACUAGUGAAACCAGAAGUGGUUCGACUCCGGGCCCGGGUUCUGGGUCCGGUACUGGUUCUUCGAGGAGGGAGAAGCAAGGGAAAGGGAAUUGGUGUUGGUCCAAGGGGAACAAUAAAUGGCAAUGGCAACCAAUAAUUCAAGCACAGGAAAUUGGGGUUUUGCUGUUGCAAUUAGGUAUCGUUUUGUUUGUCAUGAAGCUGCUUCGCCCUGGGAUUCCCUUACCUGGUUCGGAGCCUAGGCCUCCGACUUCGUUUGUGAGUGUUCCGUAUAGUGAGUUUUUGACUAAGAUUAACAGUAAUCAGGUGCGGAAGGUGGAGGUUGAUGGGGUCCAUAUAAUGUUCAAGUUGAAGGGUGCUGAGUUGGGUGUUGCGGGGAGUGAGAUGAAUAGUAAGUUGCAGGAAUCAGAGUCCUUGCUGCGUAGCAUGAGCCCCACGAAGAGGGUGGUGUACACGACUACAAGGCCGAAUGAUAUCAAGACUCCAUAUGAGAAAAUGCUGGAGAAUGAUGUGGAAUUUGGUUCCCCAGAUAAGAGGUCUGGAGGGUUCAUGAAUUCUGCAUUGAUAGCUUUGUUCUAUAUUGCUGUGCUUGCAGGUCUUCUUCAUCGGUUCCCUGUAAGCUUUUCUCAGCAUACAGCAGGGCAGCUUAGAAACCGCAAGUCUGGCGGUUCUGGUGGUUCCAAAGUAUCUGAACAAGGGGAAACAAUUACUUUUGCUGAUGUUGCAGGUGUUGAUGAGGCUAAGGAAGAACUUGAAGAAAUUGUGGAAUUUCUCAGGAAUCCUGAUAGGUACAUACGACUUGGUGCACGUCCUCCGCGAGGUGUACUCCUGGUGGGUCUGCCUGGGACAGGUAAGACACUUUUAGCAAAGGCUGUUGCUGGGGAAGCUGAGGUACCCUUCAUUAGUUGUUCAGCCAGCGAGUUUGUAGAACUUUAUGUCGGUAUGGGAGCGUCCCGUGUCAGGGACCUUUUUGCUCGAGCAAAGAAAGAAGCACCAUCAAUAAUAUUUAUAGAUGAGAUAGAUGCUGUAGCAAAAAGCCGUGAUGGUAGAUUUCGCAUUGUCAGCAAUGAUGAGAGAGAACAAACAUUGAAUCAAUUGCUCACAGAAAUGGAUGGAUUUGACAGUAACUCAGCCGUGAUAGUUCUAGGAGCAACUAACCGGUCAGAUGUCUUGGAUCCGGCGCUUAGGCGGCCUGGGAGGUUUGAUCGUGUGGUUAUGGUGGAAGCACCUGAUAGGACUGGAAGAGAAGCCAUUUUGAAAGUUCAUAUUACUAGGAAAGAGCUUCCUCUUGCAGAGGAUGUUGAUAUUGGUGAUAUUGCUUGUAUGACAACUGGUUUCACUGGGGCAGACCUUGCAAACCUGGUAAACGAAGCUGCUCUGUUGGCUGGAAGACAAUCAAAACUGGUUGUGGAGAAAAUUGAUUUUAUUCAAGCUGUCGAGAGGUCAAUAGCGGUUAAAAUGGCUUCAGUGCAAGCUACUUUGACACCAGCUGCAUGCAAGAAUGGGAACUAUUCUUCCCCGAUGAAGUUCUCGAAUAGCUCCUUCUUGCCUGGGUUUGAUGUGACCGGACAAAUUACUGGAAUAAGGAAGAAGGAUUCAUGUUCGACCCUUCUGUCUGGCGUUAGAGCCACUUUAACAUUUGAUCCCCCUACAACCAAUAAGGAGAACUCCAAGCAAAGGAAGCACACUGUGGAUCCCAAUGCUCCUGAUUUCCUCCCUCUCCCAUCCUUCGAAGAAUGCUUCCCGAGGAGCUCCAAGGAAUACACGGAGGUUACUCAUGGACAAUCUGGAAAUGUACUUAAAGUUCCUUUUCGACGUAUCCACCUAUCAGGGGAUGAACCUCAUUUUGAUGCUUAUGACACCAGUGGCCCCCAAGAUAUUAACCCCCACAGUGGUCUUCCCAAACUGCGCAAGGACUGGGUUGAUAGGAGGGAGAAACUCGGUGGGCCAAGAUACACACAAAUGUACUACGCUAAGCAGGGAAUCAUAACUGAAGAGAUGGCAUUUUGUGCUGCUCGUGAAAAUCUGGAGCCAGAAUUUGUGAGGUCAGAGGUUGCUCGUGGCCGUGCAAUCAUACCGUCAAACAAGAAGCACCUAGAGUUAGAGCCAAUGAUAGUUGGAAGAAAUUUCUUGGUGAAAGUCAAUGCUAAUAUUGGAAACUCUGCUGUUGUGAGUUCUAUCGAGGAAGAAGUACAUAAGCUUCAAUGGGCAACAAUGUGGGGUGCUGAUACCAUUAUGGAUCUCUCAACAGGUCGUCACAUUCAUGAAACUCGUGAGUGGAUCCUACGUAACUCUGCUGUACCUGUUGGUACAGUACCAAUCUAUCAAGCACUAGAAAAAGUGAAUGGUAUUGCUGAGAAUUUGAGCUGGGAAGUUUUCAGAGACACCUUAAUUGAGCAAGCAGAGCAAGGUGUAGAUUACUUCACCAUCCAUGCUGGAGUCCUUCUCCGUUACAUUCCGCUGACAGCAAAAAGAAUGACUGGAAUUGUUUCUCGUGGAGGUUCUAUUCAUGCAAAGUGGUGCUUAGCUUAUCACAAAGAGAAUUUUGCUUACGAACAUUGGGAUGAAAUAUUAGACAUAUGCAAUCAGUAUGAUAUAUCCUUAUCGAUAGGUGAUGGUUUGAGGCCUGGAUCCAUUUAUGAUGCAAAUGACACUGCUCAGUUCGCAGAGCUCCUAACUCAAGGAGAAUUGACUCGUAGAGCUUGGGAGAAGGAUGUACAGGUCAUGAAUGAAGGACCUGGACAUAUUCCGAUGCACAAGAUUCCAGAGAACAUGCAAAAGCAGCUGGAAUGGUGUAAUGAAGCGCCUUUCUACACUCUUGGACCCCUGACAACUGAUAUUGCUCCUGGUUAUGAUCACAUCACCUCAGCAAUUGGUGCUGCCAAUAUUGGGGCUCUUGGUACUGCACUGCUCUGUUAUGUGACACCCAAAGAGCAUCUUGGCUUGCCUAAUCGAGAUGAUGUAAAGGCUGGAGUUAUAGCUUAUAAGAUAGCUGCACAUGCCGCUGAUUUAGCAAAAGGGCAUCCUCAUGCUCAAGCCUGGGAUGACGCACUGAGCAAGGCAAGAUUUGAGUUCCGUUGGAUGGACCAAUUUGCAUUGUCAUUGGACCCCAUGACUGCAAUGUCCUUCCAUGACGAAACCCUACCAUCCGAAGGCGCUAAAGUGGCACAUUUCUGCUCUAUGUGUGGACCAAAAUUUUGCUCUAUGAAGAUCACUGAGGACGUCAGGAAAUAUGCGGAGCAGCACGGUUAUGGAAGUGCAGAGGAAGCUGUUAAGCGUGGGAUGGAUGCCAUGAGUGCUGAGUUCUUGGCUGCCAAGAAAACUGUGAGUGGGGAACAACAUGGUGAGAUUGGUGGAGAAAUCUACCUGCCUGAAACUUCGUGAAGUCUAUCAAAAUCUGAAGGAUAACCUAAAAAUUGGGAACUGGCUGUGGACUCCAUUGGCAUCAUCCUACUUUGGCUGGUUGAGAUCUUCCGGAGGGGUUAGGAUCUCCUUCUUAAGCAAUAGGUAAGCAUGUAGUUCAGUUUGUUAAAUAACUUAUGACAUUGUCCUUGUGGAUGAAUGUCUAGACUCUAGGUUGUCUUGAUUGUCAGUUAAGAGAAUCCUGUCAUCAUUAUCUAUUAUCUAUUCAAAGUAUGCUUUCCUUUUCGUUGA
This is a messenger RNA of Coffea eugenioides, 4155 nucleotides long. RefSeq names its product phosphomethylpyrimidine synthase, chloroplastic. Gene Ontology annotation, molecular function: ATP-dependent peptidase activity; carbon-carbon lyase activity; ATP hydrolysis activity. The transcript is spliced from 14 exons. Bases 193 to 3885 code for a protein of 1230 amino acids. Lineage: Eukaryota; Viridiplantae; Streptophyta; Magnoliopsida; Gentianales; Rubiaceae. The record is from RefSeq and is a predicted model, not a curated record. Gene Ontology annotation, biological process: thiamine biosynthetic process; proteolysis. Gene Ontology annotation, cellular component: chloroplast thylakoid; membrane.